Miscanthus lutarioriparius is the source of this 564-nucleotide messenger RNA. Lineage: Eukaryota; Viridiplantae; Streptophyta; Magnoliopsida; Poales; Poaceae. The record is from the annotation of a GenBank genome assembly.
AUGACGACGAGCAGCAGCGAGGCUCGACAACGACGACUCGACGGCAACGACCUAGCUGCUGCUGCUAACAACAUCACUACUACUACUACCACCUCAGCUAACAGCAUAUGCACUUACGUCAUCGUGGUGAAGUCAGGAUCCAUGCAGGCCGCCGGAACCGACGCUCGCAUCUCCGUGAAAUUCCAAGCCCCGGUCGGCCGAGGCGCGCUGGACAUCCCGGACCUCGAGUUCUGGACCCGCAACAACGCCGACCCCUUCGAGAGGGGCAGCGUGGACAUCUUUUACGGCGGCAACGCGACGUGCUUCGACGCGUGCAGGAUGCGGCUCGAGUCCGACGGCACCGGCCCUUACCCCGGCUGGUACGUCGAGUCCGUCUUCAUCCAGGCGAUUGCGGAUUCCUGGAUGGAUGAAUACAGUAACCUGCUCGAGGUGAAUCAGUGGCUGGCCGUCGAUGAACCACCGUACCAGCUCUUUGCUGAACGGGAUGUCUGCAACCCCACCCGGACUGGCACCGGCUCCGGCGCCGGCGCGGCAGUAAUGCAAUGGACGGCCGGCCGGCGUUAG